UUUAUUCCACAACAGACUUUGUACUGUAGAUAAGGAGAGGUUUCCAGCCUUUGGCAAACACCAGCAGAUUUCACAAGCAAUGAGCACCUGGCCGGGCUCCUUCCACUGCAUUCAGGGAAACUGAAACUUAAGCUCUUUGCAGGGAAGAACUGGUAACCGGGACUUGUCCCAGUGCCAGUGGGGCUAGGCUUUGCAGUACGUUGCUUCCUGUGCAGCGCGGACAGCUGUUGUCUUGAGGAAGUGCAACCCUGCCAGAGUGCUGGCAGAUCCAGCUAUGGGGAAAUACCACCACUAAAUUCCCAUCAGUACAGCUGAAGCAGCAGAGGGAAGGGAAGGAGGGCAGUGGCUCUGCCAUGGAGGCUCCUCAGAGGCACCCAGUGGAGCAGAGUGGUGGCAAAGAGAUGGAAGACGUGGUCUGUAACUUCCUGGAGGCUCAGGAAGGUGUGGAAAAGCUCCGUUGCUCCUACAAGAAAAGGAUCCAGGCUACUCGGAGUGGCCUGCAGUCCCUUCGGGAGGAGGUGAUGGAGGACUUCCAGAAGAUUCACAGCUUCCUGUAUGCUGAGGAGCAAUCUGUGAUGGCCAAGAUUGGCCAAGAAGAGAAGCAGGUACUCAGCAGCCUGGAGGACAGGGUGACGGACAUCACCAAGAGGGAAGCUUGUGUUCUGGAGCUAAUAGAUUACCUGAGUGAGGUGGAGGACCAUGAUGGGUACCUAAUGAGUAUGGCUGCUAGCCAGGUGGAUCAUCUAAAGGCAGAGCUGACCAGGCACAGCAAGGAACUGAGACACUACUGGCCCACGGUCCUCUCCAGCCCUUCUCUGACAUACGUGGUUUGUAGAAGGAUGCUGGGGUAUGUGAUGCGGUCUGCACUGGAGCGCCUCACCCUGGACCCUAAGACAGCCCAUUCGCAUCUGCAGCUCUCCGAAGACCUGAAAUCGGCAAAACUGGGACCCUGCGCCCAGGCUGUCCUGGAGAGCCCCCAGCGCUUUGAGCCAUGUCUUUAUGUCCUCUGCUCUCAGGAUUUCCGCUCAGGCAGGCACUACUGGGAGGUGAGCGUUGGGGGCAAAAGCAACUGGGUGAUUGGGGUAGCCAGCCACUGGGUCAACCGCAAGGCAACAGAAGAUCUCAACCCUGAAAAUGGAUACUGGGCCCUUCGGAAGAUACCAGGCAACCGUUACUAUGCCCUGUCCUCACCCCCAGCCCUCCUGGCCCUGGAUUCCAGCCCCACGAAGGUAGGCAUUUGCCUGGACUACGAGAGCGGCAGGGUAGGGUUUUAUGACGCCGAGUGCAUGGCAGAGAUCUGCACCCUCAGAGGCAACUUCCAGGAGCCGUUGCACCCUUUCUUCUGCCCCGGGCUGGUGCUGGCUGAGCAGGACUAUGAGCCUCUCCGGGUGUGCAAUUAGAGCAGGGAGAGGGAGAGCUGGCAUACAGGGCCGACGAGAGGCGGGGGAAGCCGGUACAAAUUGCUGGGGCCCAGCGGUCCGGAAGCGGGCCCGGCUUCCCCGGCUUCGUCGGCCCUGUUUAGCUGGUCCGCCCUUGCUGGGGGGCCCAUAAUUUUUUUUUCACCGGUGCCCGAACCCGCUCUCGGCGGCCCUGUUGGCAUAGAGACCUCUGCCACCCUGGUUCCCUAAGCAAAUGAGGGGUCUGGAUUGGCUGAGAAGUGAACUCUGAAGUGAACGUGUCAAAUCACUGAAAGGAAAGAGGAGAAAUAAACUAAGUGCAGCUCUGUGA
Mauremys mutica (yellowpond turtle) is the source of this 1728-nucleotide messenger RNA. RefSeq names its product zinc-binding protein A33-like. Gene Ontology annotation, molecular function: protein binding. NCBI's taxonomy places the organism in Eukaryota, Metazoa, Chordata, Testudines, Geoemydidae. The record is from RefSeq and is a predicted model, not a curated record. The transcript has a single exon. Bases 354 to 1400 code for a protein of 348 amino acids.